AUGGAGGGCCAUCGCGAAAGGGACCUGCGUCAAGCCAGUAGAGAGCGGGACCAGGCCGAGAGGCAAAAGUGGGAAAUGGAUGUAAAAGUUGACCAACUGCGGAAAGACAUUGAGAGGAGCUUCAAGGCCGAUAUCCGCGACGCUGUCAACGAUAUCCGUAAAGAGAUCCAGACAAGCCUGUCCGAGUCACAGUCGGAGCCUGGUAGAGCGCCGUCACGGAUGGAUAGCAGCAGGAGAGGCUACGCGGGUUCGGCGCGGUCCGUACACGGCGAUCGAGAUGUGUGGGUGGACCGGGACGGUGAGCAUCAGGACGUUCUGAUGCAGGAGAUCGCAAAGAUCAUGGACGGGAAGAGAAUGCUCCAACCACAGGAUUCGACCUCGGGAGCGGCCUUUCGCGGGGGAACGCAAGCGGGCCGGGGGUCGGCGCGAGGAUCACGGAUCGAUCCCGAGUUGCGGAGCGAGGUCGAGACCAUCAUCUACGACAUACUUGGAGGAUCUGAUCCGGGACAGCGACACUAUCGGCGACCGUCCUCGCGUUCGUUCAACCGAGGGACAGCUUCAGACGACUACGAUCCUCGCACCGAAGCGUCGGGCUACCCGCGAAACCGGUACCGCGACACCCACGACGGCGGGGUGAACCCUGCCCUAGCCAAUCGAUAUGGCCUUCGACGCUCGCCAGGUCAAGUGACCUUCGACCAGAACGACUACACUAUACCAAGUGCGGCACCCAGUCACCCAGCCGACGAGAGGCCAUGGUUAGGAGUACCGCAUAGGUCGCGAAGGCCGCGGCGCCGAGGAGAGGACGUAGCGGGGCCGAGCGAUCCUCGGACCUACGGCCCCAGUCUUCAGCAGCAGCCAUUAGCAACUCAGGCAAACAACCUGAGGACUCAACCUGGCACGCAUGCGCCGGAUCCCAGACACUGGGCCGGAGGGAGUAACGGCGAGGCCGUCUCAAGCGCCGGGGCAACCGCGAUGGCUUACCAGGACAGGAUGAACAACAGCGGGGUGCGGCAGGGCGAGCAAGGCAACCCGGCGAGGCCGUUGGGUCGGCGCGGCGAGCGCGUACCUGCUGCUGCUGCUGCUGCUACGUAUGAGGACGAAGACGCCGGCGAGUUGUUUACAGAUGACGACGAGUCGGACAACGGUGAGGUGUUUCCCAAGCGCGACGCUACUUAUCCCGAGUUUCUGGCCGGCCAUCCGGACCUGAGACACCAGCUGCCUAGGGUUCCGGAUCCCAGACCGCACCUGCGACGAGUUGGUAUUCAGUAG
Messenger RNA from Colletotrichum higginsianum IMI 349063, 1269 nucleotides. RefSeq lists its product as uncharacterized. The record is from RefSeq and is a predicted model, not a curated record. Bases 1 to 1269 code for a protein of 422 amino acids. Lineage: Eukaryota; Fungi; Ascomycota; Sordariomycetes; Glomerellales; Glomerellaceae. The transcript has a single exon.